Molecule: messenger RNA, 510 nt
Organism: Acytostelium subglobosum LB1
Lineage: Eukaryota; Evosea; Eumycetozoa; Acytosteliales; Acytosteliaceae
Exons: 2
Coding region: 1-510 (169 amino acids)
Molecular function (GO): RNA binding
Source: RefSeq, a predicted model, not a curated record
AUGAUGGACUCUGAAAUUAAUGCAGGUGAUGUACUGCUAACUCAUAAGCAGCAGAGAAGUUCUAGAAGUAGAUCACCACCAUCUCUACCACCUGUUCAUAGAAGUGACUCGAGAGGUGAUGAGAGAGAUAUUGAUAGGGACAGAGGUGUAGUCGAUAGAGACAGCAGAGAGAAUCGUGAUGGUGAUAGAGACCGUGGCAGCAACAGUGACAGAGACAGAUACGUCUCAGACCGUUCACCAGGUCCAGGCAGUGAUAGAUCAAACAGAUUGGCAAAUACUGCCCCACCCAGUAAGGUACUUGGAGUGUUUGGUCUCAGUCCAAAGACUACUAGAUAUGACUUGGAGGAUACGUUCAAGAAGUUUGGCAAGAUUGAGAAUGUCAGUUUGAUCAUGGAUAAGAAGACAAACAGAUCAAAGUGCUUUGCCUUUGUCUACUUUGAGAGCAAGGACGAUGCCAUCAAGGCCAAGAAUGAGUGCCAGAACCUUAUAAUGGAACGGCAAGCUAAUUAG